Hemicordylus capensis (graceful crag lizard) is the source of this 876-nucleotide messenger RNA. RefSeq names its product E3 ubiquitin-protein ligase RNF186-like. Gene Ontology annotation, biological process: protein ubiquitination. NCBI's taxonomy places the organism in Eukaryota, Metazoa, Chordata, Lepidosauria, Squamata, Cordylidae. The transcript has a single exon. Bases 1 to 876 code for a protein of 291 amino acids. Gene Ontology annotation, molecular function: ubiquitin protein ligase activity. The record is from RefSeq and is a predicted model, not a curated record.
AUGGAAGGAGUGGUCAGGCAUGAGUCCAUCGAAGAAACAACUGCGGAGAUGGGCGCACCAGAGGCCCCGAAAGAACACAUACGAUACGGGCAACCUCGAUACAAAAACGAUACGGGCCACAUCGGAUGCAGGACUCAAACGUCCGAAGCAGAGCGUUCAGCGUCUCCGUCAGAACUCCAGCAUCAAUCUGAGAUCGACAUGGUGCCUCCGAGCUCUCCCAGGGCAUCCUUUCCGGCAGCUGUUUCUCAAGACGGCUCCGGAGGUUCGGCUGAGAAAGCGGGCUCCCCUCCGCAUCCCCCUGAAGACCCCACCGCUGACCUGGACUGCCUCAUCUGCUGCAACCCGUACAGCCUCAGCAGGCUCCCCAAGCUCCUGGCUUGUCAUCACGUCUUCUGCGCCGUCUGCCUGAAGCUGCUCCUGCAGAACGAGGACCACGCCUGGAGCAUCGUGUGCCCCGUCUGCCGGAAAGCCACCGCUGUCUUCGGGGGCCUCGUCUGCAGCCUUCCCAACCGGGAGGGCCUCUUGGGGUGCGGGACCAACUCUGGGCCCAGUCCGGAGGUGCUUUUCUCUCUGGACACGCCGGGUGGCCUGCAGCGGGUUCCCCGCGUCUUCUACAUCCACCAAGAGGACGACGUCCACAACCAGGUGGCCACCAAGAGGCUGCUCUUCCUCCUGCUGCUUCUGCUGCUGCUGACUAUCUUGGCGCUUCCUUUCGUGUACAGCGGCCUGCUGAAGUGGGCCCUCUGCCUCGCCGUCAUUUUGGGAACGGCCAUGGCCGGCGUCCUCUGCUUCAACCCCACCUGGAGCUGCAGCUGUUCGGACGUCUCAUUCCUCUCCUGGCCCAAGAGAGAGAGUCACAUCACAUCCAUCGCCUGA